Tetrahymena thermophila SB210 is the source of this 2790-nucleotide messenger RNA. RefSeq names its product transmembrane protein, putative. The transcript is spliced from 5 exons. Gene Ontology annotation, cellular component: endoplasmic reticulum membrane. The record is from RefSeq and is a predicted model, not a curated record. Gene Ontology annotation, biological process: GPI anchor biosynthetic process. Lineage: Eukaryota; Ciliophora; Oligohymenophorea; Hymenostomatida; Tetrahymenidae. Gene Ontology annotation, molecular function: mannose-ethanolamine phosphotransferase activity.
AUGGGUUAAGAAUUAGAUUAUUCAAUAUAAGCAUUCAAAAUUUUAGCAAGGAUUUUUUUUUUAUAGCUGCUUUGUCUUCUUCUUUUCGCUUAUGGAUUAUUUUUUUUCCAUAAAUAGUUAAGUUUAGUAAGCAAAUCAGAUCUUUAGUCUUUUGUUAAAAGAGAUGAGUGGUUCGAACUUCAGUAGCAUGAAACUAUAGGAUUAUUUAUUUUAGAAGGAAAAAAUUCAUUAAAUCAAAUGAAGUUGCCAUCUGAUAUUCAAAAUAUUACUCUAAAUCUAAAAAGAGAACCGCAAUGUUAUGAAGGAUAAGAAAUCAUAGCUUUAAUGACUGGUAGUUAUUCAUCGCUCUUAGAAUAUGUAUAUUCAUAAGAUAAGCUGAUUGAAGAUAGCAUAUUCCAUUAGCUAAAUCAUACAUAAAAGUAAGUUGCUUACAUCGGAGAGCAAACCUUUUGGCAAGAUUUAUUUCCACAUAUGACUCAUUCUGAAUAUAACAGUGAAAAGGAUUUAAAAUAUAUUUUAACUUCAAGUGAAAGCUUCAAAGCAGAUUUUAUUAUUGGCUUGAUAGAAGAUAAUUAAGAAUUUUAUAAGCAGAUUUAAUAGUCCUUAUCAGAGUUAAAAAAGAAAACACUGAUCCUUAUUUUAGAAUAGGAUGAAUGCAGCAUAUAUGGCUCAAGGGAAAGUAGACUUAUAGCACUUAGCAAUACUUAAUUUCAAAAUAUUGUACAGCUACCUGAUUUAGAAAGAGAAGAAAUCGAUAUGACUAGCACCUUGUCAGCAAUUUUAGGCAUACCCAUCCCUUUUUGCAAUUUUGGUUAAGUUAUUCCGGAAUUAUACUCAAAAGAAAUGGACUUAGAAUUAGACGGUGAAUAAUACAGCACUGAAUUAAGAACAUGGUAUACUGUUUUCUACCAUAUUCUACUUAAUUCACAUUAGAUGGAGCACUAUAUAGCAUCAUUUUAAAAAUAUUAUCCAUUAUUCUUUAGCAGUGAAAAAGUUGAGGAACUAAAAACAGAAAUAGAAAAUUUACAAAAAAGCUUUUCUAAUAUUUUAGAUGAUAUUUAGCCUGGACAGUAAGGAAGCAAAGAAGAGUAGAAAGUUAUAAAGUAAAUUAAAGAUCAAAUAAAAGCAUUUAGAAAAGCUAUGAAAUAAAUGGAAUUAAUUAUUUAGUAAAGUAAUUUCGGUUAGAUACACUUGAUGGUGUUCGGUUUAGUCUUUUUUAUAAUUGCAUUUUCUUAUUUACUCAUAACUGAAUUCAAAAGUUAGUAAAAUCUCCAGUUAUUUACUAAAUUGAUAAAAUCAGCUUUUUAUUUUAAUCAUACCUCGCCUGUUUAAUACAACUUUAAUAUGAUCUUAACAAUCUUCCUAUCCCUUACUUUUAUCUUUGUAAGAAAUGAUUAUUUAAUUUUGACUGCUGACAUAAUUUUGCACGGAAUACUUUUACUAAAUCUUGAUUAAGAUAAGAUAAAAAAGUAUUUAUUUUUGAGCUCAAUAAAUAUAGCAAUAAAUGCUAAGUGCUUAGGAUUGAUAAAAAUUAAUUGGGCUUUGAAAUUGGCUGAUACUAUAGGAGUUCACUACAUAUUCGAUGUUUUAUGUUUUUUAGUUAUAGUUUUUUUUGCUUUCAAAGUUCUCUCAACAAUUUAUUUUAUAGAGAUAGAAUUUCUAAUAGAAACGAAAAAGAAAAGGAUUUUUAAGGCUUUGAUAUCUAUUUCAUUAAUAAAUAUAAUUCUAAGUGGAUUACAAUACUUCUUUAAUGAUAUUAUAUCUCACGAUUAGGCUUCAUUUUUAAUUAUGCUCUUUUUUACAAUAGUAUCUUCUAUUUUAGUUAGGCCUUUUGUUUAUAAAUCUGAGGACUUCAAUAAACUGAACUGUGAAGCCAAGUGGAUUCUUGUAAGUAUAAACGUUCUUCCUUUAGUGUUUUUAGACACUCAUAAUGAGCAUAUUUUUAUUAUUUUAAUACUUUAUUUGUACUAGCUUUUCAACUUUUUCCACUUAAUAAAGAAUGCAGGUUAUCUUAAUUCUUCCAUGCAAGUAUGCUAUUUGAUAUUCCUAACAAUUAUAAUAUUCUAGAAAGGACUGCUGGGUUCAAUAGAAAUGGGAUCUCUUAAAAAUGCUAUACACAUGGAUCAUCAUCAUGAACAUGAAGAAAGUAAUGUAGUUGUUCACAGUGAAAAACACACGAAUGAAACAUCAGAAGGAAAUGUUCUAUUUAGCUUUAUUACUAACUGCAUAUAAAUAGGAGCAGCUCCAAUUAUUUUGGGAGGAAUUUUUCCUGUGUUUUAGAAAAUUGCCAAUAAAGCAAAGACCAUUCCAAGAGAAAAGUUUAUGAAUUAAAGUAUUCUUAAAUUGUUAUUUGACUAAGAUCUAUUCCUUAGCAUUGAAAAUAACUACUUUACUAGUCUCUAAAAUUUAAUAACUUAUCUGUUACUGCUUUUAAUAAUACUAUCUCUAAGAAUUAUAUUUGUGCUUUCAAAUAUAAUCUUAAAUUAUAGCUCAAACUUUAAUCUCUUUAGAUUCUAUAAAGAAAUCUUCAUCUUCGAAAUAAUAAACUUUAUAUUCAUUUAUAUUACUAUUUUAGGUUGUAUUCACUUGUUUGUGUAGCUAAAUUAAAAUGAUCAAAAGUAGUACGAGCUUAAAUUACAAUCUGAUAAUGAACCAAGUGAAAAAAUAAAAAACAACAAAUAAAUCUCAUUUAGUUAAAAUGAUGAAACAGAGCUAUUUAAAGUGAAUAAUAGAAUGAAAAGAGAAGAUUCAUUAAACGAAUAAAGUGCUACUUAAGAUGAUGAAAUAUGA